Messenger RNA from Dimorphilus gyrociliatus, 3137 nucleotides. NCBI's taxonomy places the organism in Eukaryota, Metazoa, Annelida, Polychaeta, Dinophilidae. The record is from the annotation of a GenBank genome assembly.
AGAUCACGCUAGUUCGCAACCAUCUACGGAAGAAACUCGUUCUAGUAAAAAGAGAAUAAGAAUAGAAAAGAAAAGAGGAAAACUAAGAGAAAGACAAACAGAAUUUAAGAAUCGUAAGGUAUAUCUAUUUCAUUAAAAUUAUUAAUUUUUAGUUUAACUUAAUAAAUAUUUACUGUCUGUGUUAAUAAGAAAGAAAAAGAAUUAUAUAAUAAUAUCUAUUUAUAUAUACAAAUACACUUUCUAUCCGUCUUUACCCCUAUAUAGGCUGAAUGUCUUAUUUUAUAGAUUACAAUUUAGCUUUAACAAACGUUUCGGUGAUUUUUCAUAAUGGGAAGAUUGAAAUUGAAUAAUAAGCCUAUACAGUUCAACUUUUGAGAAAGAUGAAUUGUAUUUAUAUUUAUAGGUUUUUAUAUAUACUUUAUGUAUAGUAUUUUCUAUAAAAUCUCUUGCUAGAAUAAGAUCUAGCAGCUAAUUUGAAAAAGGUGCUAGUAGUAUAAAUUGGGUGGGGUUAAGUCCCCACUCCCAUUUCCUCUAUGUCUCUCUCUCUCUCUCUCUCUCUCUCUCUCUCUCUUUACAUUUCUCCUAGAAAUGUCCUUUUAAUUCUCAAUAUAAAGUUUAUAUAAGAAUUAAGAUGUAGUUUUAAUUAUGUAGACAAACUACUCUAUAUUAAUAGUGGAUUUAUUCUUUAUAUUAAUUAAAUUAGUUAAGUAGCUGUUUUUACAUUUGAAAUAAAUUAAUUCAAUUAACAUAAUCAGGUGUAAUUAGAUAUUAUCAAUUUAUUUCUAUUGAUUAGUUCAGAUAAUUGACAUCAAUCUAAAAAUAAUAUAUUAAGAUCCUAUUCGAUAAUUAAUGUUACUAAUUAUUAUAUAUGAUGACAACGAAAGUAACAAAAGGCACUGAAAAGAGAGACAGAGAGAGAGAGAGAGAGAGAGAAUGGGAAAUAGACGCGUACACGAAAAAAUGAGAUAGGGAUAGACAGAGAAAGAGAAAAAAAUGAUACAGAUCACUAAGAGAUUGUUAGAUGGGGUUGAAUAAAUGAAGACAACAAAAAGAAUGGGAACAAGAGAAAGAGAUAGGGGAGGGGGAGGGCGACGGGUAAAGUGACAGUGAAAGAGAGUGGGAAGACGACACAAUAUGUAAAAACGAGAGAAUGAGAGAUGGUAGGUUAGUAUAGGUUACUUAUCAAAGCCCUAUAUAUGAACAGUCUUAUGCAAUUAUGCAAAAUGAGAACGUGAGAAGGCGGUGUUGAUUUAUGCAAAUCGGAGAAUCGCGAAAUAAUCUUAUAUAUAUAGUCUGAUAAGAAGUUUAGUCAACAUUUGGAAUUUUUCUCUCAAGUGGAGACAGACAUGCUCGACAGAUCGAUCUACAAGAACGAUUGAUGACCGAUCGACGAUUGACAACGGUUAUCUGCCCGCUGUUUGUUUUUCUUAUCAGUUCGGCGCCGAUUCGCGAACAGCAGGACGAGGCGCUGAAUUACCUUCAAAAAUACGGCUAUCUUACUCAAUCGAACCACCUCGAUAUCAAAUCCGAAACGUUCAAAAAUGCACUAAAAAGCUACCAGAGAAGAUAUCAUAUUCAUUCAAAAGACGGCAUUAUCGAUGACGAAACUCUAAAGAAAAUAAGGGAGAAAAGAUGCGGUGACAGCGAUGAGGAUAUGGAGACGGAAGACGAGGUGAAAGACCUUGUUUCCAGGUCUAAAAGGUCGAGCAUGGGUAACGGUUCUAUUAAACCCGGUCAAAAAGUCUUUUAUAAUAGAAAGAUUAUUAAGUGGAGGUAUGUGACAAAGAGCAAGUACAUAUCAGAAUACAUCGUCAGAUUCGCGAUAAAUAACGCUCUAAGGUUAUGGGCGGAAGUUACACCAUUAACUUUCCGUGAAGAUACUCGUUCGGAUAUUAGGAAUAUUGAUAUUGAGAUCAGUUUUGGAAAAGGUAAACAUGGUGCGUGUCCCAUUCGUUUUGAUGGGCAUGGCCAAGCUAUUGCUCAUUCUUGGCAUGGAGCGGCUGUUCACUUAGACGAUGACGAGAUGUAUUCCUAUCCGGCGAGGCGAGAUUCACUAGACCUUGUAAAAGUUUUAUUACACGAAUUUGGUCAUGUAUUAGGUCUACGACAUACAGCACAUUCCGAUUCCAUAAUGUACGCUAUUUAUCUUAAUCCUUUUGAAGGCUAUGUUGAGUUACAUAAGUUAGAUAGACAAGCUGUACAAAAUAUUCAUGGAGUUUGCAAAGGUCGAUUUGAUGAAGUAUUUGAUUGGAUAAGGCCAUUAUUGUCUGGUUCUAUUGUAUAUAAUACUUUCUUUACAAGAAAUACUGUAACCUGGUUGUAUGAGAAUAGUGCCUAUCGGACGAGGUACGGAGAUCCCCUUAAAAUCAGCAAACAAUGGAGAGGUCUACCCCAGGAUUUUAAAAUAGACGCCUAUAUUCAGACGUAUCCUGGAUACCUUAAAUCAAAAGUUUACUUUAUCUCUGGUUAUAAAGUUUAUAGAUAUGAUAGUUUAGGAAUGAAGAUUGAGAAUGGUUAUCCUAAAUUAAUAUCGCAAGUUUUCCAAGGCAUAACAAAUGAUAAGAUUGAUGCUGGAUAUUUUGACCCUAGAGAUAGGAAUAUCUAUCUGAUUAGGGGCUCUAAGGUCUUCAAGCUAAAACCAAACUCUUCCGGAGCAUCUCUCAUUUCAACAAACUCUUUUGAAUCUCAAUUCCCUAUCGAUAGAUCUCACUUUGAAACGAGAAAGCGACCUCUAACGGCACCAAUAGAUUCUAUUUAUUACUCUCAAUAUCAUUCUUCAAUUUUCAUAUUUAAGGAUGAAAGCGUUUAUAAGAUAGCAUCUUUCAAUUAUCGUUCUGUAUUUGUAUACAAUUUAAUACGAAUCUACGACAACUGGUACAACAAAUGGAAUGACAUUUGUGAAGUUUAAAAAAGAAACCUACUGCAAAAGACAUAAAAACCAAAAAAACAAAAAAGAGAGAAAACUGCAUUAAAUGUACAAUUUAUUGCUGAUUUCUUUCUUUUUAAUUAUUUAUAUUAAACGUAUAUAGAACGUCGAUUGUAACAAAGGGAAGAAAUAAUAAGAAAUUCAAUACUUUUAUGCAAAUUAGCACAUUCUUAAAAUUUUAUAAAUAGUAAAUUAUUUUUCCAAAAAAAGC